AUGCCCAACAUCCGCAACUUGCAGGUCCGCAAAGGCAUCGCAAAGGGAGUGGUUCUUCUUUUCUAUAUUGCCAUCUUCCACAUUUUCGUCAACACGUCGAGCGGGUCGAUCGAACAGUAUCUCAGCGCCUCACCACCACAUCUGUACCUCAAACACCUGGCUGAGCAUGUCUCGUGGCUUCCAACAGACAGCAAUCUGUGGUUGACGGUGGUGUUUGUAACGGUGGUCAUCAACUCGCUGGUUCUGCUUACGUGGGUCAUCACUCAGGUCAUCUUCCUGGUUCUGUGCAUGGAGAUCCUCACCAAACGACGGUGGUCUGGGGUCAUGAAUCUCCUCGCCGAGCUCUUUUAG
Messenger RNA from Yarrowia lipolytica CLIB122, 351 nucleotides. RefSeq lists its product as uncharacterized. The record is from RefSeq and is a predicted model, not a curated record. Lineage: Eukaryota; Fungi; Ascomycota; Dipodascomycetes; Dipodascales.